CCCCGCCGCCGCCGCCGCUGCGCCGGGAAUGGCCGCCCCCCGCCGCGGCGCCCCGCGAUAGCCCCACGACCCGCCGCGACGCCGAGGUGUUCAUCUCGGUGGGCCCACACUGACCAUGCUCAGGAGCUUCUGUCUCCAGCUCAUGUCCUUAGUUUGGAUCCUCUUGGCCCAUCACCAGCUUGCCCAAGGUGAUGACUGCAGUGAGCGCUGUAAUCUCGCCCACGGCUGCUGUGACCAGGAUGGGAAGUGCAGGUGCGAUCCAGGCUGGGCGGGCGAGCACUGCGAGGACUGCGUGCUUAUGCCGGGCUGUCUGCACGGGACCUGCCACCAGCCUUGGCAAUGCAUCUGUCACGCUGGCUGGGCUGGCAAGUUCUGUGACAAAGACAUACACAUCUGUGAACACCAGUCCCCAUGCCAGAACGGGGCUCAGUGCAUCUAUGACAGAGAUGGGGAGUAUUCCUGCCUGUGUCCAGAAGGCUUCCAUGGGAAGGACUGUGAGAUGAAGAUGGGGCCAUGUGAGAAGGCAGGGUCUCCAUGCAAGAAUGGGGGGCAGUGUCAAGAUGAGAACGGCUUUGCCAGCAACUUCACCUGCCGUUGCCUUGCCGGCUUCGUGGGGGACUUGUGUGAGGAGGAUGUGGAUGACUGCCUGAUGCGUCCCUGUGCCAACGGUGCUACCUGCCACGACGGCAUCAACCGCUUCUCCUGCCAGUGCCAGGUGGGCUUUGAAGGGCGUUUCUGCACCAUCAACAUCAACGACUGUGCCAGCCAGCCCUGCAAGAACGGGGCAAAGUGCUACGACCGCAUCAAUGACUAUGACUGCUUGUGUCCCGAUCGUUUCACUGGCAAAACCUGCGAAGUCUACGUCCCUGAGCCCACCUGGGCUCCCCCCUACCACCCUGGCAACCACGAGAAUGGCAGGGCUGUGAAAAGCACCACCGGUGAGAUGCCAGCGGUGACAGAGCUGGAGCCUGUCAGGACUGCAGUCACCGGGCAGCGCACGGCCAACCACAGCGAGAAAGAGCCGGGGGGAGGGUUGUUGAAAAUCUCUGUGAAGGAAGUGGUGACCCAAAGGGACUCAGGGCUGAGUGAAGUCCAGCUGGUGACAGUGCUAGUGUUUGGAGUGCUGACAGCAGUACUGGUCCUCAUCACUGUCCUCCUAAUGCUGAGGAACUGGCAGAGGGGCCGCCAGAGAUCAAACUGGUGCCAAAGCUCUUCUCAAGCUGCACGGAAGCUCCAAGACCCAGAGUGUCAGGUGGGCAUGCUCAACACUGUCCUGAUCGAGCCCAGGAAGACGACAGAGCUGUGAGCUGCGAGGACUCUGAGCUGGUCCCUGGCAGGUCGUUGUGCUGGCAAACCCCUCGAACUGCACCCUGGGGAGCUGAGCUGGCACAAGCUGGGCAGCAGGGAAGAGCUCCCAGGGCAGUGCCCAUGUCAACAAAACCCCUGGGCAUUGAGCAUGGUGUGGCAGCCUCACCUGGCUCUGAGCUGUCUCCCACCUGGCCAGUGCAGACAGUACCCACGGGUAUGUGAAAGCAGAGCUGUGUUGGGCCAGCCUUGCAGGCAAGUGGUAACAGGCUGCUUGUGGCAGCCCACACCAUGCGCUGCCGAUAUUGCCCAGCUUGAGCUCUCAGGAACAGGAGGGGUAGUGCUGAGCAGGGUAUGGCCUUCUUGCAAGCCCAGAUUCUGCCAGGCCCUUUGUAACUCCUCUUUACUACUACUGGAAAGGGGUUUGUCCUCAUUUCUGCUGGUGUUGGGAUGUUUCUUCUGAGGCCUUUGGGAUGGUCGUGGCUGCAAGGGCUCCCUGCCCCAGCACUGCACGGGAUGGCUCCUGGCUCUUUCUGGAGGCUGUCAUUUCAGAUGCUGUCUCUUGCUCUCUGGUUUUGUGGUUCUGUAAGCCAGUUCAAAGAGACUCUGGAGAGAAGUUGGGGGUCUCCUUGUGCCCUUCUGCUGCCCCUGGUGAUGUUCCUUCCUUGUCAGACCUGGGUUACAAACACAUUCUGUACUUUUCUCCUGAUGAUCCAGGUGUUUUCUCUUCCCACUUACCAAGCCGUCCUUUCUGGUCAGGCCACAAAUGACCAAGCUCCUUCCCUUCUUCAGUGUGCACUUCUCCCUCACCAUGUGCUGACAUGGAGGAGCAUGGCCUGCUCCCCUCUGGGGUCCUCUGGGCCUGAGCUGGUCCUCAUCAUUUGCCCUCACAGGUAAAACUAGAGAUGGACAAGGCUGAAGAUGUGCUGUGGCUGGUUCAGAAGCAAUACAAAAUUCAGAUCCUCUUUUCCUCUCCCUGUCAGUCUGAGACAGGCAGCUGGCACUAACUGCAAAUCAGCCAUAGUGUUUCUUGACACAGCAAAGGCUAAGCUCCUCAUGGUGGAUGUGAGAACAAGCUACCAAGCCUGGGAUGACCACAGCAAGCAGAUUCGGUACUGUCUUCUCCACCACUGCUAAAGUAUGACUAAGAGGCUGGCACUUGGAGAGCCAGGCCACUUACCCCUUGUAUUAGGUCUGCUCCUGUCUGUGCAGGUGUGGUGUGCAGCAGUGUCCCUCUGCCAGGGCCAGGGUUUUCUGUGCCUCCUCAUGGGCAUGGAGGGCUAAGCAGUGGAGUAAAAUACAUGAAAACCCAAGCCUUGCUAUUGGCCUGUAGGGUUGCAGAGCUGGGUUAAAGAUCAUCUAAAGCAAGCAGACAGAGGAGUGAGCACUCAGCCUGCAAGGGAUACCAGGGAAUGGAGACUGGGGCUUCAUCAGAAAGACUAUUUUUAUACAUGGAUGGAUGAUGUACCUGUAUGAAAUAAAACAAAUACAAGCCCAGAAACAGUG
Messenger RNA from Pogoniulus pusillus (Red-fronted tinkerbird), 2811 nucleotides. RefSeq names its product delta like non-canonical Notch ligand 2 (gene DLK2). Lineage: Eukaryota; Metazoa; Chordata; Aves; Piciformes; Lybiidae. Bases 116 to 1306 code for a protein of 396 amino acids. Gene Ontology annotation, molecular function: calcium ion binding; Notch binding. The record is from RefSeq and is a predicted model, not a curated record. The transcript is spliced from 6 exons.